GGCUAUUCACUGCCACUGGAGCAUGCAAGAAUAGCUGCUUCUCCCAUUGUGCUUCCCAUCUCCCGGAUUGGCUGCGGACUGUGGGAAACGCCACCGAGCCGCAGACCCACAGACUCGCCCUGAGCUUGGGCAGUAUAAAUACCAGGCAGAGGCAGCUUCCAGCAGCACGUUUCUCCUGGAUUCCACUCCGAGAGCUCCCUUCCCUUCCCAGGACAGAUGGCUCCCAGCACCGUUUUCUUGGAGCCCGACAACCUGCUGACACCAAAGGAGAAAAACAAACUGAGGAAGCCGGUGGUGGAGAAAAUGCGCCGGGACCGGAUUAACAGCAGCAUCGAGCAGCUGAAACUGCUCCUGGAGAAGGAGUUCCAGAGGCACCAGCCCAACUCCAAGCUGGAGAAAGCUGAUAUCCUGGAGAUGACUGUCAGCUAUCUGAAGCAGCAGAGCCAGCUGCAGAUGAAGACUGCAGGAUCCUUCCAUAAAAGCUCCCAGUUUGAUUUCAGAGAGGGCUAUUCCAGGUGCUUGCAAGAAGCUUUCCACUUCCUCUCUCUCCAUAAAGUCCGAACUGAAACCCAGACCAAACUUCUAAGCCAUUUCCAGAAGAGCCAGUCGGCUGCUCCGGAGCUCUCCUGCUGCCCUGGGAACGCUGGCCCCCUGAAACAAGUGCCUGCAAAGGACACCUGCCCUCUCUGGAGGCCCUGGUAGUCGGGAAGUCCUCACUGCAGGGACCUGCGACAGUCCAGAGGAAGGAUCUGACUGCAUCUGAUAGUCCAGCUCUGAUCCUCUCUGCUGUAGGGAAUUUUAUUUCCCCCUGUAUUUCAUUUAUGUGUGAGAGAAUGCCAUGCUUUUGACUCUUUUGGGAUCCUUUGGCAAAAGUUGAGGUGUUCUGUUUGGUGUGGAAGCUGUGUAGGCACUGCUGCAGUGCUGCCCAGGCAGGGGCAACGUCUUCAGAAUGAAGGAGGAUGUUUGUAAAUGUUACAGUUGUGAUGGACAGCAAUUGCUGUAGGAGAUUUUCUCUAAUAUUCCCCUUAAGAGCCACCAGCUUUGCUCUGGCUUGAUGAGUGACUCGGGUUGGCUCCGUCACUCCCAAGGAGAAAUUUAUUACCUUUAGUCCAUGCACACUUGGUUAAAAUCCAUUUCCCACUGUUUGCUUAUCAAUUGUGCAGCAUCAAAAACGGGUUUGGUUUUGGUUUGGAUUUCUCCCCCAAGGCCCUUUUGUAGUUCUGUAUAUCCAGUGGGAGGGAUGACCAGGAGUUAGGAAUCUAUGUGGAAUAUUUCUACUGUAUGAUGCUUUUUUCAAUUUAGAAAAAGAGUGUGUUCCUGCUUUAUGUUAAAGAAAAAGUGGUAGGUAACAGGCUUGAUUUGUCAAUGUUAUACAUUUUGGGUGUAAGCUAUGCUUUUUUUAGCAUUUUCAUUAUAAUAAUGAUUUUUAUCUGUAUUGAGUAGUUGAAUUCCUGGUGGAUGGUGUUUCUCCCGGUGCUGGGACUGCCCUAUGGCUGAUGUGCAUACUGUGUAUGCGUCUCUGUGUGUGUAGAGAGCAAUAAAAUGCAUUUGUGUGCAA
Messenger RNA from Empidonax traillii (willow flycatcher), 1558 nucleotides. Its product is annotated as transcription factor HES-5-like. The record is from RefSeq and is a predicted model, not a curated record. The coding region runs from base 217 to 702 and encodes 161 amino acids. Gene Ontology annotation, cellular component: nucleus. The transcript has 3 exons. Lineage: Eukaryota; Metazoa; Chordata; Aves; Passeriformes; Tyrannidae. Gene Ontology annotation, biological process: anterior/posterior pattern specification; regulation of transcription by RNA polymerase II; regulation of neurogenesis. Gene Ontology annotation, molecular function: RNA polymerase II cis-regulatory region sequence-specific DNA binding; DNA-binding transcription factor activity, RNA polymerase II-specific; protein dimerization activity.